Bactrocera latifrons is the source of this 2975-nucleotide messenger RNA. It is a transcript of the gene snu, whose product is annotated as ABC transporter G family member 23. The coding region runs from base 591 to 2975 and encodes 794 amino acids. Gene Ontology annotation, molecular function: ABC-type transporter activity; ATP binding; ATP hydrolysis activity. Lineage: Eukaryota; Metazoa; Arthropoda; Insecta; Diptera; Tephritidae. The transcript has 13 exons. Gene Ontology annotation, cellular component: membrane. The record is from RefSeq and is a predicted model, not a curated record.
GAGUGCUUUAGCUGUGCCGUUGGCGAAGUCUUUACAGCGCGUCUUGUCUUCAAAUCGCAUAUUAAGGCAUUUCAAAUUUUUUCUGCUGCUUUCAAAUAUCGGAGUUGAAAUUUUGGAGUGUUUUUUCCGUUUGUUUACAUAAACAGUUAAGCAACGUGCGCGCCUUAUUGCAAUAACGGUACAAUGUUAAAUCUUUAAAAUCUAACGAAAAUUUGGUUAACUCGUUAAGUUCGUGUCCGAUUACUAUAAAAAGUGGCUAAUAAGCAAGUAAUAUAAUUCACAAGUGCGUGUCUCACACAUACAUAUACAUACAAACAUCUGUGCAUACCUCACAAAAGUGAAGCUAGUCAAACUAACAACUUUUAGUUUAUAAAGAAAAAAAAUCGUAAAGCAACUSCGUAAAAUAGCGCUUAACGACGCAACUACAACAAUAAUAGCUACUAACAAACCGGUGCUACAACUAUAGCGUGCAGUCCACCAUUCUUACAAGAAUCUGCACCAAAAGCCAGUGUUACCCUUUGUGCGUGUGUGCGUUUUUGUGUUCACUUUAUUUYGUGCCUAUUUGAGCGUAAAAGGAGAUCGCCGCUGUAAUGGCUCCCAAGAAAGAGGCAACCUUGAAUCUACAACAACAACAACAGCAACAAGUUUUGGAUAUCGAGCGUAUAAAGCGGCAUUUCAGCUGGUCCGAUCCAAAUGCAAUCACCAGCGAACCCGCCAUGGCCACAAAUAAUGAUGGCGGAACAGCAGCACAAUGGAAUCGGAACUCACAGGCUGCCGUGUCGGUGCGACACGCCUUUAAAACGUACGGCAAGAAGAAGAAUGCCAUUCCAGUGUUGAAUAAUCUAAUGAUGACCGUACCAAAGGGCACAAUCUACGGCCUACUCGGGGCCUCAGGUUGCGGCAAGACCACACUACUCUCGUGCAUUGUCGGGCGACGUCGCCUGGAUUCGGGUGAGAUCUUCGUGCUCGGCGGCAAACCAGGCACACUCGGUUCGGGCGUGCCUGGCAAACGCGUCGGCUACAUGCCACAAGAGAUCGCCCUCUACGGCGAGUUCUCUAUACGUGAGACAAUGAUGUAUUUCGGCUGGAUAUUCGGUAUGGGCACCAAAGAGAUCAUGGAACGUCUACAGUUUCUUUUGAAUUUCCUCGAUUUGCCGUCGGAGAAGCGUUUGGUGAAGAAUUUGAGUGGUGGUCAACAGCGACGUGUCUCCUUUGCUGUGGCACUAAUGCACGAUCCCGAAUUGUUGAUUUUAGAUGAACCCACAGUUGGUGUGGAUCCGUUGUUGCGUCAGAGCAUUUGGAAUCAUUUGGUACAUAUCACAAAGGCUGGCCAAAAGACAGUCAUCAUCACAACACAUUACAUUGAGGAGGCGCGUCAAGCACAUACGAUCGGUCUUAUGCGUUCGGGUCAUUUGCUGGCCGAGGAGUCGCCAAGCGUUUUGCUGUCCAUGUACAAAUGCAUCAGUCUGGAGGAAGUCUUCCUGAAAUUGUCGCGCAUGCAAAGCCAGAAGGGUGAAAUCUCGAAUGUGAACUUUAGUAAUAAUAUCUCAUUACAUGCCAUGGCAUUCGGCAGUAAAAUGGAUAAGCCCAGCUCGAGUCAAGAAGGCGGUGUUGUUGGACUGAACUUCCAUCAGAGCAAAGAGGUGCUGAUCAACGAAUCGAAUGGAUCUGUCUUUACGUUAAAUCAGGAACCCUACGAUCCGCCCCAAAUAAAACGCAACAAACCCAAUGAUGAAGAGAGCUGCCAAGAUUGCUGUGCGAAUUUGUGUAAGGUCACAACUAAGGGCAAAAUGAAGGCAUUGCUGACCAAGAACUUCCUGCGUAUGUGGCGUAAUGUCGGCGUUAUGCUGUUCAUUUUCGCUUUACCCGUUAUGCAGGUGAUACUCUUCUGUUUGGCAAUUGGACGUGACCCGACUGGCUUGAAUUUGGCUAUCGUCAACAGCGAAAUGAACAACACAAACAUCUGUCAUUGGGAAGACUCUUGCCACUUCACGAAUCUCGGCUGUCGCUAUUUGAGUCAUCUGAAUGACACCAUGGAAAAGACAUACUACACGGACUUGGAGGAGGCGAAAGAUGCGGUGCGCGUGGGCAAAGCUUGGGGUGUGCUUUACAUAACGGAGAACUUUACGGACGCCUUUGUGGCGCGUGUAGCAUUGGGACGUGACGCGGAUGAUGAGACCAUUGAUCAGUCGGAAAUCAGAGUGUGGCUUGAUAUGUCCAAUCAGCAAAUCGGUAUUAUGCUGAAUCGUGACAUACAGCUGGCCUAUCGUGCUUUCGCCAUGAACUUGCUUGAUCAAUGCGGCAACAAUCCGAAGCUCGGCGAUGUGCCAAUACAAUUUAGAGAACCCAUUUAUGGCACCAUGAAUCCAUCAUUCACAGAUUUCGUUGCGCCCGGUGUGAUAUUGACCAUUGUGUUCUUCUUGGCUGUUGCAUUGACGUCAUCCGCUUUAAUCAUCGAACGCACUGAGGGUUUACUCGAUCGCUCUUGGGUCGCCGGUGUCUCACCUAGUGAGAUCCUCUUCUCGCAUGUCAUCACACAAUUCGUCGUCAUGUGUGGCCAAACAACGCUCGUACUUAUCUUCAUGUUGGUCGUCUUCGGUGUAACAAAUAAUGGCGAACUCUUCUGGGUGAUCGUGCUGACACUCUUGCAGGGUAUGUGCGGCAUGUGCUUUGGCUUCCUCAUCUCAUCGGUAUGUGAGUUGGAACGUAACGCCAUACAAUUGGCGUUGGGCUCAUUCUAUCCAACAUUGCUGUUGUCGGGCGUGAUUUGGCCCAUCGAAGGCAUGCCCAUCGUGCUGCGCUACAUAUCGCUUUGCCUGCCGCUCACACUCGCUACCACAUCGCUGCGCUCGAUAUUGACGCGUGGCUGGCAGAUCACCGAAAUGGCUGUGUAUUCCGGCUUCCUGAGUACGCUCGCGUGGAUCGUCGGCUUCCUGAUACUGACGUUGUUGGUGUUGCAAGCGAAACGUGGAUAG